AUGGAGGAACUGGGAAUUACGCCGGCCCCUGAGCACGUUACAGAGGAGAAAUCCGCUGUCAAAUCUUUCGGAUCCCUACUGGCAGAGUUACAACAAAAUAAGGCUAUUAACGGCAAUGUCAUCAACAUAUCCGGUGGUGCAAGCGCUGAUGUAUAUUUAAAGCUGAAGAAAUUGGAGAAAGAGCUAGAAUUGCUCGUUUUACAGGAGGACUACAUCAAGGAUGAGCAGCGCCAUUUGAAACGUGAACUGCUGAAGGCUCAAGAGGAGGUCAAGAGAAUCCAAUCUGUGCCAUUGGUUAUCGGGCAGUUUUUAGAACCUAUAGAUAAUAGCACAGGUAUUGUAUCGAGCACCACUGGUAUGAACUACGUGGUAAGGAUUCUAUCUACAUUGGAUAGAGAGCAGCUGAAGCCAUCCAUGUCUGUCGCUUUGCACCGCCACUCUAACGCUCUGGUUGAUAUUUUGCCUCCAGACUCAGACUCUAGUAUAGCUGUGAUGGGUGAAAACGAGAAACCAGACGUCACCUAUGCUGAUGUCGGUGGGUUAGAUAUGCAAAAACAGGAGAUAAGGGAGGCGGUGGAACUGCCUCUGACACAAGCAGACUUAUAUGAGCAAAUUGGUAUUGAUCCUCCAAGAGGUGUAUUGUUGUACGGUCCUCCAGGUACCGGUAAGACCAUGUUAGUUAAGGCAGUCGCUAAUAGCACAAAUGCUGCUUUUAUAAGAGUGAACGGUUCUGAGUUUGUCCAUAAGUACUUAGGUGAGGGUCCAAGAAUGGUCCGUGACGUUUUCAGAUUGGCAAGAGAGAACGCUCCAUCCAUCAUUUUUAUUGACGAAGUCGAUUCUAUUGCCACGAAGAGAUUUGAUGCGCAAACGGGUUCUGAUCGUGAAGUUCAGCGUAUUUUGAUCGAACUGCUGACACAGAUGGAUGGGUUUGACCAAUCGACGAAUGUAAAGGUUAUCAUGGCAACAAAUAGAGCAGACACACUAGAUCCUGCCCUGUUAAGACCUGGUAGAUUAGACAGAAAAAUCGAAUUUCCAUCCUUGAGGGAUAGGCGUGAGCGUCGUUUGAUUUUUGGAACUGUUGCUGCUAAGAUGGCACUAGCUCCAGAAGCUGACUUGGAUUCUUUGAUUAUUCGCAAUGACUCAUUAUCGGGGGCAGUCAUUGCCGCUAUCAUGCAAGAGGCUGGUCUGCGUGCGGUAAGGAAGAACAGAUACGUCAUAUUACAGAGCGACUUGGAGGAAGCAUAUGCAUCUCAAGUCAAAACAGAUAGUGAUGUGGACAAGUUUGAAUUUUACAAAUAA
Messenger RNA from Huiozyma naganishii CBS 8797, 1299 nucleotides. It is a transcript of the gene RPT3, whose product is annotated as proteasome regulatory particle base subunit RPT3. Bases 1 to 1299 code for a protein of 432 amino acids. The transcript has a single exon. The record is from RefSeq and is a predicted model, not a curated record. Gene Ontology annotation, biological process: proteasome-mediated ubiquitin-dependent protein catabolic process. Lineage: Eukaryota; Fungi; Ascomycota; Saccharomycetes; Saccharomycetales; Saccharomycetaceae. Gene Ontology annotation, molecular function: ATP binding; proteasome-activating activity; ATP hydrolysis activity. Gene Ontology annotation, cellular component: proteasome regulatory particle, base subcomplex.